AUGAAUGAAUCAGCGGUGAUGUCGAACGUAUCGGCACAGGCCACAAACACAUCCAGGCUGCUUGACCCCGAAGUGGUAGGCCAGACCACGGCCUCACCCGAGUUCUCGGCAUGGGCCACAGUCAUCAUCGUGGUCCUGUUUGUGGUGCUGCUGUUCAAUGGGUUUAUGGGCCUCCACGUGACUGGCAAAGGCGCGCGCAAGCCAGCUGAGAGCGACCACAAGCUUGCUCCCAAGGACGAACACGCUAGAACGUGGAAACUCAACACCUCGCUCACCCCAGUGGAUAACACUCUGGCCCCUUAUUCUCGUGGUGAUGGUGAGCCCCCAAACGACGAAAAGGGGGAGAGGAGAGACUCAAAGAAGAAGUCCUAG
This is a messenger RNA of Lasiosphaeria miniovina, 372 nucleotides long. RefSeq lists its product as uncharacterized. The transcript has a single exon. The coding region runs from base 1 to 372 and encodes 123 amino acids. NCBI's taxonomy places the organism in Eukaryota, Fungi, Ascomycota, Sordariomycetes, Sordariales, Lasiosphaeriaceae. The record is from RefSeq and is a predicted model, not a curated record.